GUAAACGGUUUGAUAUGUAGCUCACGAUCACAUGUUGUCUUUUGGCUCGAAAUGGCAACAAGUGCAACAGACUUUGCCACUUUGGCCGGUGUGAAAUAAAUUGAGUAAUUAGGCGGUGUCAGAGUCGGGACUUCGUGGCGAGUUGCAAGGAACUGGUUAUCCCAAGAUCUGCCAGCUUGCCUUUUUGUCUCGCAAAUUAUUUGCCCAGUUUGAGUUUGUUUUUAUUGCAUUUCGAUUAGUUUCGAAUGGGUUUUCGACAUGUAUGUCGCAGCUAAUUAAAAAUACACAACGCGGAAUUUUCGUACGCUCUUUUUUGGGCGUUUUGGCCCGGCCGAAACGCGCACUAAUUCAGUUAACAAGUUAAUUUCCAGCCCGUCUGCCUUGGCAACCUUAAAUGCUAAAAAACCAUGGCAACGCAAACUCGACACAACAAAGUUGCCGGCGGCCAAAACAAAUCGAAACGCAAUAUCUGCAAGUUGCCUUUGAAGUUGAGCUUUUGGUCACAGUCCUGGAAAAACACUAAAGUAAUCCAUGUACGAGCCGGGAACGGAGCAGAUCAACUGCAACGGCAGACUGAUUGAAUUGCCCACCUUGGAGGUUGUGCGUCCAGCUCCCAAAAUGCCCAGCGAUGCCAACAUUGAUUGGUUGCUCCACAUUUAUUUCACUCGCCGCGAAUUCACGCGCUGCCGCCUACUCAUCGAACGUGAGCUAAAUCGUCAUUUGAAUCCCGAGUACCUGUACAUUGUCCAGGGUCUAAUUGACCGUGAAGAGGGCAACCACAUCGAGGCUCUCAGACAUUUGCAAAAAUCAGCGGAGCUCAAUCCCAGGAAUAUCGAGACUUACAAGGAAAUCGGCCGAACACUAUACAUAAUGGGCCGUUUUAGUCAGGCUUUGGGCGUUUUUCGGGAGGCGGAACAAAGGAGCAGCCGGCAGGACCACGAGAUAUACCAUUAUCUGGGCGAGCUGCUCUAUAGAGCGGCCACGACGCAGAGUCAAAAGGAUGUGGCCAGCCAGCAGCAGGACGAGGCCAGGUCCUACUUUGAGUUGGCCGUGCAAUCCGGCCGGAAGCUCGAGAGCUAUGUUCGUUUGGCGGAGUUGUAUCGCAAGGACAAACAGUACCAAAAGGCCAUUGAAAUUCUAGAGAACUGCCUACACUUGACUCCUGAGAACUCGGAGGUCCUGAUUGAAAUCAGUGUGCUGUACCUGAAAAUCAACGAAACGCAAAAGGCACACGAUCGUUUGGCGGAAGUAGUCAGCAUCGAACGGAAAUGCUCGCCCAAGGGACUUCUGGCCUUUGGCGCCAUUUUGCAGUCCCGCAACGAUGUUGAUGGUGCCCUCAGCAAAUACAGCCAAAUCGCAAACGCUGAGCCGGAAAUUGCCGAGCUGUGGAAUAACAUCGGAUUGUGCUUUUUCAAGAAGCAGAAGUUCAUUGUGGCCAUUUCAUCGCUGCGCAAAUCCGUUUGGCUAUCACCACUUAACUACAAUGCCCUUUACAAUCUCAGUUUAAUCUACAUCGCCUCCGAACAAUACGCCAGUGCCUUUCACACGCUGGCCGCAGCCAUAAACCUGCGCAAGGAUAAUGCCGAGUGCUACAUGCUCCUGGGCCUUUGUUUGCGAAAGCUGGACGAUAUGGAGAACGCAUUUGUGGCACUCGAAAGAGCCAGUUCCAUGGCAACUGGCCAACAGGGAACCGGGCGUAAUCCCCUGGUUGUGCUGAACUUUGCCCUGUUUUGCUACGAAACCGGCCGACUGGCCCUGUCCACGGUGCAGUACAACCGGUUCAUGAGUCAGGCGCAGGAUCUUCUGCUGCCCACGGAAUACAAAUUCCAAGCCACCAAGCUGAAAUCCCUGCUGCGCAUCUCGAAUCAGGGCAAUGGCAUCCUGCUGGAUUCCGCGGAUAUGGGCGACUCUGAUUUGGGACACAAUCGGGCCACGGAACUCCUGCCUGAUGAAUUGCCUCUGGAGGUGAAUGCUGUCGUCAGUCAGAAUUAGAUGUUCAUUUUUUGGUAAUUGAAAGCAAUAAACGUUUCAUUUGUAUGCAACUCACAUCAAA
Molecule: messenger RNA, 2053 nt
Organism: Drosophila sechellia
Lineage: Eukaryota; Metazoa; Arthropoda; Insecta; Diptera; Drosophilidae
Gene: BBS4
Product: Bardet-Biedl syndrome 4
Exons: 10
Coding region: 532-1992 (486 amino acids)
Biological process (GO): protein localization to cilium; cilium assembly
Cellular component (GO): ciliary basal body
Molecular function (GO): protein binding
Source: RefSeq, a predicted model, not a curated record